Molecule: messenger RNA, 1912 nt
Organism: Octodon degus (degu)
Lineage: Eukaryota; Metazoa; Chordata; Mammalia; Rodentia; Octodontidae
Product: grpE protein homolog 2, mitochondrial-like
Exons: 2
Coding region: 1-390 (129 amino acids)
Biological process (GO): protein import into mitochondrial matrix; protein folding
Cellular component (GO): PAM complex, Tim23 associated import motor
Molecular function (GO): protein homodimerization activity; protein-folding chaperone binding; adenyl-nucleotide exchange factor activity
Source: RefSeq, a predicted model, not a curated record
AUGGAAUGCAUGUUGGAUUAUGAAGGAAUCCAAAGUUUCUGUAAGGACUUGGUAGAGGUGGCAGACAUUCUGGAGAAGACUACUGAGUGCAUUUCUGAAGAAACGGAGGCUGGGGACCAGAAGCUCACUCUGGAGAAAGUCUUCCGAGGGCUGUCACUUUUAGAAGCAAAGCUGAAAAGUGUAUUUACCAAGCAUGGUCUGGAGAAGAUGGCACCCAUUGGUGACAAAUAUGAUCCUCAUGAGCAUGAACUCAUCUGUCACGUGCCUGCUGAUAUUGGGGUACAGCCUGGCACCGUGGCAUUGGUAAGGCAAGAUGGCUACAAACUGCAUGGCCGCACUAUUAGACUUGCCCAGGUGGAAGUGGCAGUGGAGUCUCAGAAAAGACUAUGAGCAAGCCGUCAGGAACAGAAUGUCCUCCCAGACCACAGUCACCUGUGUUUCCUUUAUUUAUUAAUCUAGGUUUGUAUUGUACAUGAGGUACUUCAUGUGAUCUGUUUUGGAUAUAGUCACAUUGGCUUUAUUUCUAAGAUACUUUUGAUUUUAUGUGACCCAUUUGGUCUCAUGAGAAAUCUUGUCAUCAGGCAUUUGUGGCCUUUAUCAAGAUAUGUUUACAAAGUUAUUUUUAAAUUGGUACUCUGAUUGACUUUGAAUCCAAAAUUCUCUUAACUAUGUAUCUUCAAUGAAUUGUUGAAAUUAGUACACUAUAUUGUAUUUUGUGAUAGAAAAAAAAGAUUGAUUCAGCAUGUGGGUACUUAGCUUUACAUUUAUAUAAAAAUUUAGAUCACUUGGGUUGAUUUUUAUAUACAUGGAUUCCCAGGACUUCCCUUCUCAUUUUAUUAUUUUAUUAUUUUGCAUUUAGCCAUGCUUUGUGGUUCCUACGAGGCUCUGUACUCACGUCAUUGCUCCAUACCAACCCCCUCUGACUCCAAUUAGAAGGGCUGAUGGACCAGCCUAGACUUCGGAAGCAGAGAGCAUCAAGCAAUCCAAGAUACAUCCCUUUCAAAUAGAAAAUUAUUUGCAAAUAGAAAAUUAUUCCCAACAUAUAUCAUAAUUUUGGACAAACUGAGGCAGCACCAACAGCUAAUGACCCAAAUGGGUCUAUAUAGAUAAUUACCUGUAACUGCCCAUUCCACCAGCCCUGACUGCAUGUUUGUCAUAUUUGCCAUGGAAUGCAUGUUGGAUUAUGAAGGUGAUCUGGACAAAAACAUUAGAUUCCCCGGGUUUCUCAUUUCAUCCAGUUAAGCUGAGUGUUUAGGUUUUUGUUGUAUUUAAUUGGUAUUCACGAAUCACUACCUCCCUUGCACUGACAGACUUUGUUGUUUUGUUUUUUGUGGUGCUUGGAAUCAAAUCCAUGGUCUUCUACUUGCUGUGCUCCUGACUUAUUUCUCUAACCCUAACAGCUUUUGUUUCCUAGGUUUUAUAUCCAUUUUAAGUUACAUUUGUGUAAACAUCUAGUUCCUCUUUUAUGUAGAUAAUGGACCAAUGUAUCUUUUUUCAGUCCUACUUUGUAGCAUACUGUGUAAAAGCUAUGUCCAAGAAAUGACUUAAGUGAAUGAAUAAUACAUCAGUCAGAUGUUAGAAAGAAGUCUGAGGUAUUUUAAUUUUAGAAGAGCCUUACUCUAAUUUUAUCCUUUCUGCUUCUGAGGUAUGAGUUUCAGUCUUUUUUAGGACUGGAACUAAAGGGAAAAAUGUCAAUAACUUGAAUAUGGAACAAGUGGAUAUUCAGUCAUCUAAGAUUAAUAUACAUGCAGAUAUGUCCCAGCAACAAUUAGUUGUUGGCUGUACAGAUUGUAUGACUUUAAGCUCCUUACCCACAAAGUACUUCCCCUAAAACUCCAAAACCCUAUAGGGAAGCAAGCUGGCUUCUCUUCACCUUUCUAAGUUUCCUUGGGUAGGCUGUGAAUUAAACUGA